AUGCCUCCAUCUAAAUUACAUUCUUGUAAAACUAAAACAUCAAAUCAAAAUAUCACUCAAUUUAAAUCAAUUGAUGAUAUUGAUACUUACAGUUGUCAUAGUAACACUGAUUCAAAAUCAUUUGAAUUGACAAAUUAUCAAAAAUCAAAAUCUACUCAACUUUAUUAUCCAUUAAAACAUUGUAAAAUAACAAAUCAUAAUAAUAAUGAUAAUGAUUUAAUUUAUAAAACCAAUUUACAACAAGAUAAAUUAAAUAAUCAAAUUAAAUCACAAUUACAUACAUCUAUAACAAAAUUACCAAAAUCUAUAAUACAUAAACAAAUUAAAUUUAUGGAACAUGGAUCAGAAGGUGAUAAGAAAAAUACUACCGUAGCAACAAUAAAAAAUACAAUUUCAACAUCAAAACAAUCAGAAAACAAAAUGGUUACACAAACAUCACCUAUUUUAACAUCGAUAAAACAUGAUGAACAAUAUUUGAAAUCAACUUUAAUCAAUAAACCAAAACAUUCAUCACAAGUUCAGCUAACCAACACUAUCACUAAUCAUCAUAAUACAUUUGAUAAAAAUUUAACUCCUAAAUAUUUAGACAAUAUUAAAAGUGCAUCAAUAUCAGAUUUAAGUCAUUCCGGUUUAAGAAUUAAUCAUAAAAUUAUAGAUAAUAAUAAUCAUAAUAAAUCAAUAGAACUAUCACCUUUAUUAAGUAAAUCAUCAUCUGGAAUAAUCAAAACAGAAUUGAAUUCAUUCAGUGAUACAUCCAUUACAUUAGAUCCUAUAAAUCAUCAUCCUAAAAUAACAAUUAUUCGUGAAAAUAAUCAUAAUCAUGUAAAAAUGAAUUCAUAUCCAAAAUUACCAAUAACAACUAGAUCAGCUUAUAGAAAAGAUAUUCAAUUACAUUAUAAUAAUACUAAUCAUAGUAAUAUUCCAUCUUAUAAAUCAUCAAUUAGUCAAUCUCCAUUAUCAAAUAUAUCUUGUGAAAGUUUACCAAAUGUAAAUAAUUCUAUUAUAAAACAAUUCAAUACAUCAACAUUAUAUAUGAACAAUAAUGAUAAUAAUAAUUAUAAAAUGAAUGAUAUUACAUGGAAGAUUCCUGAUACAAUAGAACGAUAUAAUUCAAAUGAAGAGAUUGGGGUAGAUCUUUCAACUUCAGAAAAAAUUAUGCAAUAUACUACUAAUAAUACAACUACUACUAUUACUACUACUACAACAACAACAACUACUACUACUACUCCUGCUAAUAGUAAUACUAAUCAAUCAUAUAUAAAUAAAAUUGGUUUAUUGAAACAAUAUGGUCAUUAUAAAUCAACACCAAAUAUAAAUACAACAAUAAAAAAAUCAAGAACACCAAUAAAAUUAACAAAAGUUAAAGAAGAAUAUGUGACACAUAUAGCUAGACCAUUAAAACCGGAAUUCGGUAUGAAUCAUUAUAAUGCAUUCAGUGAACAAGAUUUAUCUGGGAGAAUGAUAAAAUUAAAUGAGAAAGAAAGCAAUCGAAGACAUAGUGAAUUGAAUUAUUUGCAUAGUCCAUAUGAUCAUUAUUCAUAUCAACAUAUAAAUCAAAAGAAAUUAAAUGGUGAUAUUGAUGAUCAUGUUGACAAUGUUCAAUUAACAACAUGGCGACAUAAUAGUUAUGACCGAAAUUUAGAUAAGAAUUCAGAUGAGGAUCCUAUUCAACCAAUCAUUAUACAAAGACAUUAUGGUUCAAAUAAUUAUAUUUCAAGUAAACCUUUGGAUAAGAAUAACUUAUUAUGUUCUGAACACCAUAAUUAUCAAUCUAAUCAUUAUUAUACAAAAAAUUUACAUUCAGAAUCGCCAUCAGAUCAUUUUAAUGGUCAUUUAAGCUAUCAUCCAUCUGAAGAAUCAUUAUUAAAUGAUACAAAAGCAUUGAAUGGAUUUAAUAAUUAUCAUGAUUAUUGUAAUUAUUCACAAUCAUUAAAUCAUAAUUAUAUAUGUAAUGGAAUGAAUUCGAUGAAUGAUACAAAAUUAAGUGGAAUCUAUAAAAAAAUUAAUCAGAAACAACCUAAUCGUAUAUUACCUAGAAGACCACGUUCAUUAAUACAAGAUAAUCAUUAUGAUAUUAAUAAUAUUAAUAAUAAUAAUAAUAAUAAUCAAUAUGAUAUAUCAAAUGAAUUACGUAAUAACCAUGGUUACAGUUAUAAUAAUAUUUAUGAUAGUAUAAAUAAUAGUAAUAAUAAUAAUAAUAAUCAAUAUUGUGAUUAUAAAGAAUCCACUGAUGAUUUACAUUCGAUUACGCCGAAUCUAUUCCGAAAAUAUGAUUCUCAACAAUCAUAUCAUAGUAAUAAUACUAUAAAUGAUAAUAUUAGUAUGAUUACGGAUGGUUAUCUUUCAUAUGAUUAUCGAUGUAAUAAUAAUAAUGAAAUAGUUAAUAAAACACGAACAUGGACAAAAACAGAUCUUGAUGUUGCCUUUCAUCCAGAUUCAUAUAUUGCUAAUAAACGAAAAUAUAAAUCUAAUUAUAAUGAAACAUAUCAUAGAUUAAAUGAUUUAAUAAAUUUACAACAUAGUUCUACAGAAUACAAUUUAAAUACAACCAUUACUACUACUGCUACCACUACUACUACUACUAAUACUACUAACAAUAAUAUCAGUAGUUUAUCAUGUCCUAUAACUAUGAAUACAAUCAAUUCUAUCAAAUCAUUAACACCAAUUUCAAUUAAAAUUCAACAAAAUAAUAAACAAUUAAAUCAAUAUGAAUUAGAUCAUUCAAUAAGUGAUAUAUGUUCAACAAAUUCAUCAUUAUCAGAUCAUACUACUAAUGGUAUAAAUUAUUCCUAUCCAAGUCAUUCAUUAUCAUUAUCAUUAAAUAGAGAUAAAAGAAAAGAUCAUCAUACUAAUAUUAUCACUACCAAUAAUAAUAAUGUAUGUUAUAAACAUCGUACAUUACCAUUAUUACCUAAUUCAAAUGAAUAUCAACACCACCACCACCACCACCACAACAACAACAACAACAACCACAACCAUCGUCACCACCACCAACAACAACACCAAUAUCCUUAUAUUCCAUUAACAUCAUCUCAAUUAAUUACACCAAAUAUAACAUGGCGUAUAAAAAAUUCAAAAGAAAAUUAUUAUAAUAAAAAAUUAUUAAAAUUAAUUGAACAAUUACCAUGUAAUAAACAAAAUUCAAUUGGUUUAAUAUUAUUAACAAUGGAUGUGAAAUUAUGUAAUUCUAUACAUAAUCCACCCAAUAUUAAUCAUAAUCAUAAUGGUAAUAGUAAUAAUAAUACUAGUAGUCAUAGUAACAGUAAUAAUACUGGUAAUUAUUCAGAUAUAUUCAUUGGUGGUUUAGAAUAUCGUCUACGUGAAGCAUUACAAUUAGUGGAACCAAAUAAUAAAUUAAUGAAUGAAUUUGAUUAUUGUCAUUAUAGAACAAUAAAUGAAUUAAAUAAAAUAGAUUUAAAUAAAAUUAUUGAUGUUCGAAGUAGGAAAAAUGUCAGUGAAUCCAAAAAAUCAUCAACCAACUUUGCUAAAGAAUCACCUAAAGAAGAUGGUCGUGAAUCUGGAAUAGAUCCAGAUACAUUAGACGAAACAUCAACAUCAAUGAUUGGAAAUUCUUUAAGCUUAAAUGAUAUGAAAUAUACUACUAAUGAUCUUAGUCAUACUACUGAAGUACACAAACCAAAUGUAAUUACAAUAUUAAGACGAUUAGCAAGAUAUUUAGCUUUACGGAUAGCAAAUAAACGUCAUAGUCUAGCUACAGCAAAUCAACAUGUUGCAAGAAAUGCCAUUGAAGAAAAACUUUUACGUUCUAGAUUAAGUGAAUUAAAUAUUGAUUAUUAUUAUCAUCAUGAUAAUAUAAUGAAUAGUUGGAAUUCAUUAAAUUCAAUUGAAAUCAAUCAUGGUACAAUUGUGAAUCGAUUUGAUCGAUUACAUAAUAAUACAAUUGCUGUUAUUCAAUUAUUAUGUCAAUUAGCAAGACGUUUAGCUAUAUUAGAUGGACAAUUAUAUUAUUUAAAUAAAAAUAAAUAUAAUGAUAAUGUUGUAUUAUUAUGUAAUAAUAGUAAUAAUAAUAAUAAUAAUGAUAAUUCAUCAUUAUUAUCCUAUAAUCAUGUGACAUCAUUAACCUCUGGUACAUCAUCAAUUCUAUCAAAUCACUUCUUGAAUGAUUUCAACAAGAAUAAUAGUAAUACCAAUCGGAAUAGUAACUGUGAAUUGUCACAAAUUAUUGAACAACAAAAACGUUUAAUUAUACAAAUUAAAGAAGCUCAAUUAUUACGAGCUGAAUUAGAAACAUGUCGACAUCGUUUAUUAGAAAGUAUACCAGGUCAUAUAAAAUGUGAUUUAACACAUAAUAUGAUUGAUAAAUUAGGAAGAGAUUUCAUUCAUGAUAAUAAUAAUAAGUCUACAACAAAUACUACUACUAAUCAAAAUAUUAGUAAUCAUAAUAUAACAGAUUGUAAAUUAACAUCAAAUACAAAUAGAGAAUUGAAUCAACAAAAUCAAACAAAUCAUACUACUACUACUACUACUACUACUACUACUACUACUAAUGAUAAUAGUAGUAAUAAUAAUAAUAAUGAAAAAUCAAUAUCCAAUAAAAUGAAUGAACAAGAAGAUCAAUUAAAUUGUCAACAAUCGAUUAUGAAUACAACACAAUUACUUAGACAACGUGUUACAGAACAUUUAAUUGAAUUUUUAAAUUGGUUUGUAUUAUCACAAAUAUUUGAAACAGAAAUCAAAGUCGAUCAAGAUUUAUGGGAAAGUAUUCAAGAUGAAUUAAGAUUUGAAUUAUCCUAUUAA
This is a messenger RNA of Schistosoma mattheei, 4758 nucleotides long. The record is from the annotation of a GenBank genome assembly. Lineage: Eukaryota; Metazoa; Platyhelminthes; Trematoda; Strigeidida; Schistosomatidae.